AUGCCAAGAAGUCAUGAUAAGUCUUUGAAGCUCACGAGGACCCGCUCCAAUUCGGUGACCAGGAGAAAUUCAACCUCAUCAAUUGGUUCGAAAAAUCUCUAUUUAGACGAAAAUGAUACAGAAAUUUUCUCUGGUGUGGGGUCCGAGAUUAUUCCUUCAUCCAUUGCCACAUUCCAUCACUCUCAUAAUUUCGAAGAUAAUGAAGAGGAUACAGAGGAGAAUCAAGAUGAUCAAACAGAAAAUCUUUUGGAGUCACAGCGAGUUUCAAAAUCUCAUGAUGCUAUUUCUGACUCUAGAAACGAAGGGGGAAGUCAGUUAAACAGAAACUCAUUAGUGAACGAUAGAAUGGGGUCAAGUGUAUCGGUUAGGUCCAGAAAUAAUUCCAUAGAGUCGGGAAAUAGACCUAAUUUCAAGUUUUUCACCUCUGAUGAAAUUGAAAACGCUCAAGGUGUUUCUUCGACUUUGGAUGACCCUCUUGUCGAUUAUGAUACUGAUUGGAAUAUUGGCCCAUCAUAUAAUAAUUUGGACGAAGAGAAUACCACUCAGUUAUCCGAAGAAUUAGUGGCUGAUGACCAAAAUAGCGGCAGUCAAAAUACCGCGGCUUUAGAAAUCAGUGAACAUGAAUCAUUUUCUGCCGAAGCCAAUUAUCGAACAAGAUUACUAAGCGAUGUCUCUCAUACUACUUUUCUGUCAAUAUCUCACGAGAAUGAUGAAUUGACUCCUAGAUCAGUAUCAGACAAGGUCUUUUUCCCUGACUCAAAAGUGCAUUUCCAAAGAUUUUACAUCGCAGAAGAAGAUUUGGUCAUUGGUAUUGCUGGAUACAGAACAUCGAAAAUUAGAUUGGGAUGCUUUUACUUUUUGAAUAUCUUGACGCUCGGAAUAAGUUUUUUAAUCCUCAGAUGGAUGCCAAGAUUUAGAAUUAAUCUUUAUGGUAGAAGAGAGAACCUCGGGAAUUGUGACUGGGUUGUGGUUGAAAAUGAACAUGGAGAGUUGGAUAUCAUUGAUAUUGAAAAGCAGUGGUUCAAUAGAAAUUUGGAUAUAGUUUUCAAUUUUAAAAAGAGGAAACAUGAUGGUGAUUUUGAAGAUGAAUUGGUGGACCCAGACGCAAGCAGCGCUAUGGAUUUUGAUCCAAACGCCAAAGUUCCAGUGUUACUUACCUUUUCUUACAGAUAUUUGAAGUUAAUUUACAACCCUUUGGAAGAUAUUUAUACCACCAAUACUAACUGGGUUGAUAAAUCACAUUGGAGCUCAACGUCAAAAAUCCGUCAUGGUUUGAGUGAAUAUGAGACUGAGGAUAGGAAAUUGAUUUUUGGUUCCAACUCACUUGAUUUGAAAGAAAGCUCCAUUAGUGAAUUGUUGGUUAAAGAAAUCUUGCACCCUUUUUACAUCUUUCAAAUCUUUUCCAUUGUUUUAUGGCUCUUAGAUGACUACUAUUAUUAUGCCUUCUGUAUUUUCUUUAUUUCUAUUGUUUCAGUGGUUCAAUCAUUAAUAGAAACCAGAGAGACUAUGAGAAAACUAAAAGAAAUAUCGAAAUUGAAUAACUAUCCAUACGUCAGAAUCAAAAGAAAUGGUUUUUGGAAAGAAGUACCCCUUGAAGAGCUUGUUCCUGGAGAUUUAUACGAAUUAAGUGAUCCUAAUUUAUCCAGUAUUCCAUGUGACUCGGUAUUGAUCUCAGGUGAUUGUAUUAUAAAUGAAUCUAUGCUCACAGGCGAAUCUGUCCCAGUUUCUAAAGUCCCUGUUAGCGAUGAAACUCUCAAGAAGCACCUUGUCAAUUUAGAUUCUGCUUUUGUCACCAAAAAUCAAGUGGGAGGCUCAUUGUCAAAAUCUUAUCUUUUUAGCGGCACAAAAAUAAUUAGAGUCAGAAGAUCUCAAGAUGCCGAUAAACAUGAUGGAGAUGAUGAUGAUGUGGGUGAUAAUCAGACAAUAAAUUCUAGUAUGAAAAAUGAGCCUGCAUUGGCUGUGGUUAUUAAGAUUGGCUUUUCUACUACCAAAGGUCAAUUACUUAGAUCUAUGCUCUUCCCAAAGCCUGUUGGAUUCAAGUUCUAUAGAGAUUCAUUUAAGUACAUCGGAUUUAUGGCAAUGGUGGCUUUCUUUGGGUUCUUAUAUUCCAUUCAUAAUUUCCUUAGCUUAAACUUGGAAACUAGUGUUAUUGUCUUGAGAGCGUUCGAUAUUAUAACCAUUGUGGUUCCUCCAGCAUUACCUGCUACCUUGACUAUUGGUACAAAUUUUGCAAUCAAUAGAUUGAAAAAUUCUAGGAUCUUCUGUAUUAGUCCUUCAAAAGUUAAUAUUGCUGGUAAAGUUGAUGUAUUCUGCUUUGAUAAAACGGGGACAUUAACGGAAGAUGGCUUGGAUAUUUUAGGGGUGCAUAUAGCUCAAAAGGCAUCUGAGAGAAAUAUCAGUGAAUUUGGGCCAAUGACCAGAGAUUUGAACACUGUUUUGCAAGGUUAUAAUGAUAUGGCAGAUUUUUCAAAGAGAUACGAUGACACAAAGGGUUCUCGGACCAAAACAUCAAUGGCCGAAAAUUCAAAAAUUUUGCACAAUUUCUUGAUGUCCUUAUGCAGUUGUCAUUCCCUUAGAGUUGUUGAUGGUGAAUGUAUUGGGGACCCCUUGGAUUUCAAAAUGUUUGAGUUUACCAAAUGGAUACUAGAGGAAGAUUUUGAAUAUUCUAACGGUGGUGAUCGUAAAAAUAUUUACCCAUUGGUUUCUAGACCAUCAACAGAAAGUGUUAUUGAUGGCGGCAAGAUUGAUAAUUAUAUUGCUAUUGUGAAGAAUUAUGAGUUCAUCCCUUCUUUAAGAAGAAUGUCAGUUAUCAGUAAAACUUUAAGUGAGAAUUGUCCAGGAUAUCAAGUUUUCACUAAAGGUGCUCCGGAAGUUAUAUCUGCACUUUGCAACCCAGAAUCGUUGCCAGAAAAUUAUGAAGAAUUAUUGUAUCGUUACACGCAUGAUGGUUACAGAGUUAUAGCCGUUGCAACUAAAAGUUUAUCAUCAUCCAUGAAGCAAAUCAACAAAAUGAGUAGACCAGAAAUCGAAUCGAAUUUGGACUUUUUAGGUUUUAUUAUUUUUGAAAAUAGAUUGAAGGAACUAACUAAACCAACCCUUGAAGUGCUUAAUUGUCAAGCUAAUAUUAGAACCAUUAUGUGUACUGGUGAUAAUAUUUUGACUGCUAUUAGUGUUGCCAAAGAAAGUUCUUUAAUAUCUGACCCAAAGACUAAAAUUUUUAUACCUAGGUUUGUUGAUGAAGAAAAUGAGAUGGAGAAUGAUGAAAGUAAUAAAGAUAAUGGAAUUAACAUUAUGUGGGAAGAUGUUAAUGAUCCCGAAUUGAUUUUGGACUCCCAAACUUUAAGCCCAAUUGUCAAGAGAGAUCUGCCAUUGGAAUAUUUCGAUUAUAAAUUAGCAGUUACAGGGGAUAUUUUCCGUUAUAUUUUGAAAAACGAGGAGUCAGACGAGAGUCCUGCAAGAUUUAGCCAAGAAUAUAUUGAAAAAUUAUUGUUGAGCGCCAAUAUUUAUGCGAGAAUGUCUCCAGAUGAGAAACACGAAUUAGUGGAGCAGUUGCAAAAAUUAGAUUACACGGUUGGGUUCUGUGGUGAUGGUGCUAACGACUGUGGUGCUUUAAAGGCGGCCAAUAUUGGUAUUUCGUUGUCCGAAGCAGAAGCUUCCGUUGCUGCCCCAUUUACUUCCACCAAUUUCCAGAUUUCAUGUGUCUUGAAUGUUAUUAAGGAAGGUAGAGCUUCGUUGGUUACAAGUUUCAGCUGCUUCAAGUAUAUGAGUUUGUAUUCGGCCAUUCAAUUCAUCUCUGUGUCAGUGCUUUAUAAGAAGGGCUCUAACUUGGGUGAUUUCCAGUUUUUAUGGAUUGAUUUGUUUUUGAUUUUGCCAAUUGCCAUAUUUAUGUCUUGGUCGAAGCCGUAUGAUUAUAUUGCCAAAAAGAAGCCUAGUGCAAAUUUAGUCUCCUCUAAAGUUUUGAUUCCAAUGAUUGGAAAUAUUGCAACAUUAAUGCUAUUUCAAAUUUCGAUUUGGUUGUAUGUCCAGUCUAAACCAUGGUACAUCAAACCUAUUCCUGCCGGUGAUGAUGCAGUUCAAUCUUCAGACAAUACUGUUUUAUUUUUCUUCUCCAAUUUCCAGUAUAUUUUAAUUGCCAUCAUUUUAACACAGGGUCCUCCAUAUAGAGAGUCAUCGAUAAGAAAUAUUCCGUUUGUUGUCGAUAUUUUGAUUUCCAUUGGGUUAUCAUGUUUAUUAAUGGCAGCUGGUCCAGAAUCGUGGCUUGGUGAUUUGAUGCAAUUGACAUACUUACCAUUUUCAUUCAAAUUAUUGAUUUUUGUCUUUUCGGUAAUCAACUUGGUUGUAUUAUGGUUUGGAGACAAGUAUGUUUUUUUAAAGUUGAAUAAGCUUUAUAUUAGAUUGAUUUAUGGUGGUCAAAGAAAGUCUAAGAAAUAUUUCAAAAGACUACUUAAACUGUACGAGGACAAUUUUAUGGUUUGA
This is a messenger RNA of Saccharomycopsis crataegensis, 4476 nucleotides long. It is a transcript of the gene YPK9, whose product is annotated as putative acid anhydride hydrolase. Gene Ontology annotation, biological process: intracellular calcium ion homeostasis; transmembrane transport. NCBI's taxonomy places the organism in Eukaryota, Fungi, Ascomycota, Saccharomycetes, Ascoideales, Saccharomycopsidaceae. The record is from RefSeq and is a predicted model, not a curated record. Gene Ontology annotation, molecular function: ATP binding; ATPase-coupled monoatomic cation transmembrane transporter activity; P-type transmembrane transporter activity. The transcript has a single exon. Gene Ontology annotation, cellular component: membrane. Bases 1 to 4476 code for a protein of 1491 amino acids.